This is a messenger RNA of Saccharomycopsis crataegensis, 732 nucleotides long. RefSeq lists its product as uncharacterized. The transcript has a single exon. Lineage: Eukaryota; Fungi; Ascomycota; Saccharomycetes; Ascoideales; Saccharomycopsidaceae. The record is from RefSeq and is a predicted model, not a curated record. The coding region runs from base 1 to 732 and encodes 243 amino acids.
AUGGAUACAGUAUCGUCUUUGGUCGGUACCCCCCACAAUAACCAUAAUAACCACUGUCAUCUAACCAUCAUGAACAAUAAUCGUAAUAAUCUCCCACCUUUAGGAUCCCCAAAAUAUCACAGUUUACCAUUAAACAUCUUUCAAUCGCCUCCUCAUCGUAAUGCUCGUCAACCUCUCCUUGACCAUCGUUGUUCUGUCGACUCUACAAUCUUCGAACCUUGGAAUCCUCAAGAUUAUCCCUCUCUGAUCCCAACCAUCAACAUCGAUGAGAUAAAUGAUUACAAUGAUUGGUACAGUUUUUUAGAUAAUCAUUUACAAAUUAACAAUAAUAAGCUUGACAAAAUCACCAGGUUCUCUCCAAUCGAAAAUCCCUCCAAUGAUGAGAAUAUUGUCGAUCAAACUACACUAUCAAAUGAUGAAAACCUUUGGUUAAAUCAUAAAAGUAUCCACCAAUGUCCUUCUAUCCCCGCCAAUUUGAUGAUGAUCCCCGAUAAAUUAUCUUAUUCAACAAGAUGGUUCCAAACCAUGGGAAAUACCAAAAAGAAACUUUCCACCAAUUGUCAAUCCCUAAGUGUGAGAUUACAUAAUAAUAAUACCAAUAACAUUGAUACCAACACCAAUGAUAGCAAACCAUCUUCAAAAUUCAAAUCAUUCUUCAAAUCAGGUAAAUUCCAUCGUCAUCACAAAUUCAACUUUAAACGACCAGCUCUUAAUGAAAUCAUCAUUCUUUAA